AUGAUAUUUAUCGCGUCGUUUUUUUGCCAUUUGCAAUUGUAAUGGUCCGAUUUUUGGAGAAGCGGCAGCACAUAGUUGGAUAUUUUCAUUCGGUGCUAAAAAAACUAUGACAAUCACGAAAUUUUACCUGACCGCAGUGUUCGAUUCGAAGGAUGUGCCUCAAAUUUGCGCUAUCGUGCUCGGCUGCAUACCAAGCUUCAUCACAGGCCUGAUAAUAGCCUGGCCAUCGCCGUCGGUCGUACAGAUACUCAAAUCCCCGGAGAUAUACGACAUAACCGCGCACGAAGCGUCCUACUUCAGCAUCCUGAACGCCAUAGGCCCCGUCCUCUUCUCCGUGCUGGUCUCCAGGCUCUGCGACCGCUUGGGCAGAAAGCGAACGCUGAUGAUAUCGGCGCCGCCCCAUCUGAUCUGCUGGUUCCUGAAGGCCUUCUGCGCGGACGUGAAGUGGCUGUACGCGGCCCGGAUCGUCGGCGGCAUCGGCGAUAGCUUCAUGUACAACUCCCUGCCGAUGUAUAUAGGCGAAAUAUCGACGCCGAGAGUGCGAGGCGUGUGGGGCAACGGGUUGAUAUGCAGCUUGUACUUCGGAUUGUUCAGCAUCAGUUUGAUCGGAUCCUAUUGCAGCGUGAGGACUACAGCGUUGAUUUGCGCUGUGUUCCCCGCCCUGUUCCUCGUCUCUUUCGCAUUCAUGCCGGAAUCGCCGUACUUCUACGCCAUGCACGAACGAGACGAAGACACCAUUGAUUCGUUGAAGAGGCUCCGAGGUACUGAGGACGUUACCGAGGAGUUCAAGCGAUUGAAGUUCGACGUGAAGAGGCAGAUGUCCGAGCCGGGCACGUGGCGGGACGUUUUCACCAUAGAAAGCAACAAGAAGGCUAUAGUGGCGGGCGUGUUUCUGAGGGUGUCUCAGAACUUUUGCGGGCUGUUGGCUUUUCCCGUGUACGCUCAGUACAUAUUCGAGCGGGCCGGCGACAGUUUCGUGGAUCCGAAGAUAUCGUCGAUAAUUUACACGGGGUUGUCGGUGGUGUGCUACGUAACGGCGGCCAAUUUCUCGGAUAAGUUGGGCAGGCGAAACUCGUACAUCAUCUCGAUGUGCCUCACGUGCAUCCCGCUGUCGAUGGAGGGGCUGUAUUUUCUAGUCAAAGAACAGUUUCCGCAGAUCGAUCUGGCGAGCGUGCAGUUCCUGCCGCUGGCGGCGAUGAUCAUACUGAUCGUGAUAGCGUCGUUGGGCGUCGGGCUCGUGCCGACGCUGAUGCUGGGCGAAUUGUUCUCGGCCAGCGUCAAAGUCAAAUGCCUCAGCAUCGUCACGACGUUUUUCUCGCUGUCGUAUUUCAUGGCGAACAAUCUGUUCUACUACGCCAGCCAUUUCGUCGGCCUGUACGCGCCGUUUUUUAUUUUCGCGGUGUCCAACAUAUUCUCGGCGAUAAUGGCGGCGCGGAUCAUACCGGAAACCAAAGGGAAGACGCUGGAGGAGAUCCAGCAGCAGCUCAAAACGCAGAAAAACAUGAAUUGUAACGCAUAAAAUUGUUAUUUUAAAUUACGCGGACCGUAGAAUUGAAUAUUGCGGUUUGUUCCCUACGAGUUGCCGGAACAAAAGUUAAUAAAUUUCGCAUUAAACACGUUGAUUGCCAUUGCAUUAGCUUACUCAUCGUAUUACGUAAUUUUGUAACACUUGUAUCGAUUCUUGAACACCUAAGGCACAUCUUCCAAUAACUACAUGGACUUUUCACACCUAUCUACCUAAUCUUACACAUCUCCAGCCAGAUUCUGGAGAAAAUAUUGUGGAAAGAAUGGAGUUCGGUUUGUUGAACUGCUUUAUCUGAGUGAAAAAAAUCUCAUUCAACAGCAGACCAUUUUUUGCAUAGGAAAAGUUCAUAUAAACCAUGUUUAACAAUUCAUUCAUAUCUCUAGUCAACAACGAAAUUUAACUCUAUUUGCUAGAGUACAAAUACUCUCUUUUAGAACUAAAGGAACAAACGUAUUCAUAUUUUUUAAGUAAUACACUUAUAGUUCACCUUGGUUAAUUUAGGAAAAAACAAACAAUUAUUGUUUUUUUAACCAUCUAAUUAGAUACUACGACCUAAAAAUACGAAUUUAAUUACUACAGAGUUCCAUUGACGAGCAGAUAACGAAACUUCUAAAUGGCAUGAUGAGUAGGUAAUAAUGUUAGGAAAUCAAAAAAUAUCAAUGUUUAAAACCAGUGAAGGUAAAAUUGUAAAUAAAAUUCUGCCUCAAUUCUGGACCAUAAAAGAUCUGUAAUCUAAAAUUAUUAAUAAACUUUAUUAACAUUGUAUGACAUAAAAAUGUACGAUUCUUUGAAAUGUUGCUACUUACAAUAAAUGUUUAUUUCGUAAUAUUAAUAAAAG
This is a messenger RNA of Phyllotreta striolata, 2363 nucleotides long. The record is from the annotation of a GenBank genome assembly. NCBI's taxonomy places the organism in Eukaryota, Metazoa, Arthropoda, Insecta, Coleoptera, Chrysomelidae.